AUGGAGAGGAAGAGGAAGCUGCCUCCAAGAGCCGCCGCUCGUCAAGAGCAGGCGGCCAAGAGACGAAAUGUGACGCCUCGAGGGCGAUCCUCAACGCCUGCUGUGGUAGAACCGCCUCCCCGUGAACCAACACCAACUCCUCCGCCUCCUCCUCCGCCGCCGUUGCCAAAGUCAAUCGAAGCCGGACAACCUCUUCCUACCGUGGAAGAGCCUCAGGCCGCAGACUUGUCUGCCAAAGAGUACCAAUCCAUAACUGAAAGCGGCGUCAUGUCCGAAUCACUGUCGAGAUCCCGACACAAGUGGAUCAGUGAAGGACUUUUCGAAAAGUUUUGGACAAAGCCACAUAAGCGAAAGGGCGUGCUACAAGAGGAUCCAAAGAAUCCGCCAAAGGACAGCAUGAUGAAAGUCGGUCUAGUCACGAUUACUAUCGAACCACAUAUCGUAGAGGCAACUAUGUAUGCGGUUAAAACGUCGAAAUUGCUACCUCAUCAGCAACAAAGAUUCCAACCAUUGCCACCACCAGCAACGCAACCUCAAACAACCGCAGCCAGCCAGUCUUCCUCAGCAACAGCGGCACCAUCGUCGCAACAAAAACCAUCUCCACCACCAGCACAAUCGUCAGCGCAAGCUCAAGCUAAACCAUCACCACAAGCACAACCGCAGCCGCAGCCGCAACCUGUUCUUGCCCGACCUGUUCUUCAAUAUGGUCCACCCAAUGGGUCUAUGAGGCCACCGCCGCCCCCGAAUGCUACUGCGUCGGCUCCCACAACUAGUGCAACGUCCACAACUCCCACACCCCUUGCUCAGCCAACGACAAGUCCUAUAUCAGCAACACCCUCAGGGCCUCAGAAUGUUUCACACGAAGCACCAAAGGCGUCGUCGCCCGCUUCACCAGCAGUGGCAUCACCAACUACGGCGGCACAACCAGUUCAAACCGCUACGCCGACUGCGGCCAACCCAGCAGCAUCGCCUAGUCCCGGGCUUGCUAAUAUCGGAAAACCUUCACCAUCGCCUACUCCUCAACCAGGACAAUCGCAAGCACAGAUGCAGACCAAAGCAGUUCCCCAACCUUCCAAGCCUUCACCUACGCCAAAUACUGCUGUCCCUGUGGGUAAUACACCUCCCGCGCGAGCGUCUCCAGCGCAGACUCCUGUGCAACCUGCUGGGUCAUCUCAGCCCGCUCGACCGCCCUCCAAUCCUCCGCUCAGGCAGUCUGCGGGUCCUCCUCCUGCAGCGGCAUCCCCUGCUGCCUCUACUGUCCGACCAGCUGGUGCAGCCAAUCAGUCUCCUUCACCGGCGUUGAAUAAACCAGGUGCACCAGGAGCGGCACCGGCACCAGCCCCGGCCGCGAAACCUACGGCGAACGACCCUGUUAUCGCUCUGCUGGCUCAAAAGGCUUCUGCAGACCCUGAGCUCAGAGACCUGAUGAAGAGGGUUGCUGUUGGACAGGCUAAAGAUGGCGAAUUGGCUAAAUUCCAAAAGAUCAUUGACCAGCUAAACGCAGAGUACCGACAACGGGGCGGCCAGCAAGGUCCGUCUGCGGAUCGACUUCUCGUGGAUGGCCGAACCGUCAAGUAUUUCGCUGAUGAAGUACGUACCAUAUUGGAUAUCGUGCUAGCAUCAAACCCCAACCAGAAGUCGUCAGAGCUCCGACCACCUCCGCGUAGUGAUCCCUUGGUAGUUUUGCUCGUAAAGACGGCUCUCGAGGACCAGCGCACGAAGGAUAUGAUUCGCCGUAUUGCCGAAGGCAAACCUGGCUUCACCGACGCAACAGACCUGAAACAGAUUCUCGACCGAUUACACAGAGACGCCAAGAUUACGCCCAAAGCACCCGCGCCGGCACCAUCACCUCUGAAACAACCAGCAGCAAAUGGGCCGCCUGCCUCGCACACAAAGCCACAAGCACCACAGGGAAAUCAGCAACAGGGCAGCCAGCAGGCAAUACGAUCAAAAGCACCAACGCACUCAAAUCGGCCGGACAUCUCUGCCGUGGUUCUGGAUUUUGGAUCUGGAGAUAGGUAUCUGUUCCCCAGAUUCAGCAUUUUGGAGUUCCUACCCACACAAUCUGGGCAGCAGGUUGUUGCGUCUUUCUUGAUUGUUCGAAAGGGCAGUACAUCGGAAUAUGGGGGUGACCCAGCGCUUGACUAUUAUCAGCCAGUUACCAUUCGUUUGCAAACGACAACAGGACGGCAUUUAGAGAACCUCGCACGGGUCGUUGCGCCCCAGGACGAAGUGCGUCGGUACAUGGACGAUGUGAUGGAUAACAUGACACGAGCCGAGUACGUAUUGCUCGCGAUGCGGUUGCCGCGGGCAGAAUUCGACCCGGAAGAAGCCGUUCCUGCGGUGGAAGACUCAAAAGCGAGCAGUCCAACACCAAAGUCGGAGCCCGAAACGGACAAUGCAACACCAAAGCCAGGAGUGCUGUGGACGACUGGAUCUAACAAGACGAAGGUAGCGUCGUUGCCGGUGAAGCUUCAAGACCCUGAACAAGAGGCACAGUCCAAGUACGAGCGUCUCAUUCGGUCCGUGGCAGAGAAGGACGUAGAGAGUGUAUGA
This is a messenger RNA of Pochonia chlamydosporia 170, 2556 nucleotides long. RefSeq lists its product as hypothetical. Gene Ontology annotation, cellular component: Swr1 complex. Gene Ontology annotation, molecular function: ATP-dependent H2AZ histone chaperone activity. The record is from RefSeq and is a predicted model, not a curated record. Gene Ontology annotation, biological process: chromatin remodeling. NCBI's taxonomy places the organism in Eukaryota, Fungi, Ascomycota, Sordariomycetes, Hypocreales, Clavicipitaceae. Bases 1 to 2556 code for a protein of 851 amino acids. The transcript has 2 exons.